GUCAGGGCUGUCGAAGGGGCCUUGAUGGAAGAAAGGAGGACAUCGUCUUGUCAGCAAACAACACUUACAGUUUACAAUUCUUGGAACGCAAAAGACGCGUGUGAAAAUCACUGAGGAAGGAUACAACGUCGUACAGAAGUUAAUUAAGUUUAUAUCGCCGGAGUCACGCUUUCUAUGUCUAAAGUGCAUGGUUCUAGCGGGAUAUAAGUGUUUCACUACAAAAUUGAAAGUGUUUGAAAUGACAGUCGGUACAGUGAGGAUAAAGCAUAAUAACAUAUUGUCUUUCUUUACCUUCCAACAAGAUGAUUUACUUACACUGCGGACUUGCACAACCUUUCUCUCCAAUUUACUUUUUGGUUGCAGCGGGGAUCUUGGCGAUGUUUAACAACAGUAAAACAUUUGGAUUUGAACAAGAGACGGAGAGCUUUCUACAGGGGCUUCCGCAGUACGAGGUCGUUCACCCCUACCGAGUGGACGCCAAAGGUCACUUCCUGUCCAACUUUGUGUCCCACCGCGUCAGCCGGGUACAGCGGAGGGAAACCCAGGGGGAACCAGGAAACCCUACACGGGUGUUCUACCAGUUGCAGCACGAUGGCCACAAUCUGCACUUCAACCUCACCCUCAACCCACACCUGCUGGCUCCUGGCUUCCUGACUGAGCGAAGGUACGGUGGCAUGGAGGGGGCCAAAAUACGCAGCCAUGGCCCUUCGCUGUGCCACUUUAUCGGGGACGUGUGGGACCAGGCAACCAUGAAGGGGAGGGCGGCUAUAAGCACUUGUGACGGCCUGACUGGGCUGUUCAAGCUGUACCAUGAGGAGUUCUUUAUCCGGCCAUUGGAGCGGUCUAGUGAUGAGUUGACGGCACCACAAGUCCACAUUAUCUACAAGCGCCACACCUCCCCCACCCAAAGCCAGUUGGUACAGCCCAUCUCUGGAGACCAUACCACCAACGGUACCUGUGGGGUCAAAGAUCCCGCUGCGGCGUUGGAGCGUGUUGAGAGGCAACGGGAGCGCUGGGAGAGACGCCAGCGGAGGAAGAGGAGGAUACGCCAGCGUUCCAUCAGCAGGGAGAAGUGGGUGGAAACGCUGGUGGUGGCCGAUUCCAAGAUGGUGGAGUACCACGGCACCAAGGGCGUGGAGAGCUAUGUACUGGCUGUCAUGAACAUCGUGUCGGGGUUGUUUCAUGAUGCCAGCAUUGGAAACCCUAUCAACAUCGUAGUGGUUCGUCUGAUCCUGCUGGAGAAGGAAGAGGAAGACCUGAAGAUCACCCACCACGCUGACAACAGCCUGAGCAGCUUCUGUAAGUGGCAGAAACGGCUUAACGUGAAGGGAGAAGAACACGCGGUCCAUCACGACGUGGCCGUCCUUCUCACCAGAAAGGACAUCUGUACGGCCAUCAAUAAGCCCUGUGAGACCCUGGGCCUGUCUCAUGUGGCAGGAAUGUGUCAGCCCCACCGCAGCUGCAGCAUCAGUGAGGACACGGGCCUGCCGCUGGCCUUCACCGUCACCCACGAGCUCGGGCACAACUUUGGGAUUCAGCAUGAUGGGAACGGCAAUGACUGUGAGCCGAUUGGGAAAAGACCUUUCAUCAUGUCUCCACAGCUCCUGUAUGGCACCUCCACCCCCAGCUGGUCGCGCUGCAGCCGCCAGUAUAUCACCCGCUUCCUCGAUCGAGGCUGGGGCUGGUGCCUGGAUGACCCCCCCAUGCGGGACGUGCUGGAUCUGAACUCUGUUCCCCCCGGGGUCCUGUACAGUGCUGCCCACCAGUGCCGCCUACAGUACGGCUCUGGAUCCCUGCUCUGUGACGACGUGGACGUAAGACCCCUGAAUCUGAACCAAUACUUGUCUGUUUCUUCAGCAUACUCCUGCUAUCUGCAUAUCCCUCCAUGUCCCAAGUACGGAGGGAAGUACUGCGUGGGGGAGCGAAGGCGCUAUAAGAUCUGUAACAGCACCCGCUGCCCCCCCAACCAGCCCUCCUUCAGACUCAUCCAGUGCAGUCACUUUAACACCAUGCUUUACAAGGGCAAGUUCUACAAAUGGGUGCAGGUCAACAACCGAGUGAACCCCUGCGAGCUGCAUUGCCGCCCUCUGAACGAGUACUUCUCAGAGAAGAUGCUGGACGCGGUCAUUGACGGGACCCAGUGCUAUGAGGGCAGCUUGAGCCGAGACAUGUGUGUUAACGGCAUCUGCAAGAAUGUGGGGUGUGACUAUGAGAUUGACUCCAACGCGGUGGAAGAUCGCUGUGGGGUUUGCCAUGGCAACGGGUCUACUUGUGAGACUGUGAAGAAGACCUUUGAGGAGAGCGAAGGGCUUGGGUAUGUGGACAUUGGGCUGAUUCCAGAGGGGGCUCGGGAAAUUCGUAUCGAGGAGGUGGCUGAGGCUGGGAAUUUCUUGGCUCUCCGGAGUGACGACCCCGGAAAGUACUUCCUGAACGGCGGUUGGACUAUCCAAUGGAAUGGGGAAUACAAGGCAGCGGGGACGGUGUUCACCUAUGAGAGGACAGGACAACUGGAGAACCUGACCUCCCCUGGACCAACCCUAGAGCCCGUGUGGAUACAGCUACUCUUCCAGGAGACCAACCCAGGGGUGCGCUAUGAGUACACCAUCCAUAGAGAGACUCUUCUGGACUCAGACAAUGACAUCCCUAUCCCCGGUUUCUUCUGGAAGUAUGGCUCAUGGACUGAGUGCAGUGCCACCUGCGGGACAGGUGUCCAGCGACAGAUUGUUCACUGUGUGGAGAGGACCUCUGGGAUAGUAGAAGAGGGCUACUGUGACCCGACGACCCGUCCUGACGAUAAACGAGCCAGUUGCAAUGAGGAGCUUUGCCCAGCCAUAUGGUGGGUGGGCGAGUGGCAGAAGUGCUCGGCCACGUGCGGUGAGAAGGGCUUGGCCAAGAGGACGGUGCUGUGCAUCCAGGCCGUGAGUCUGGAGGAGAACAGAGCCCUGCAGCCCUCUGAAUGUCACCACAUACCCAGGCCUGAGUCAGCGGCGCCUUGUAACGCUCAUGUCCCCUGCCCCGCGGACUGGUCCACAGGCAACUGGUCUGAGUGCUCGCUGACGUGUGGCGGGGGUGUGCGGAGCCGAAAGGUUGUCUGUUCCAGAAACACAGGGGUGGACUGUGACCCCCGAAAGAAUCCCAGUUCCCUUACUCCAUGCUACCUCCAGGACUGUCCUCAGAUCAUCGACGUCUUCGGUGGCAGCAACGACUGGUCUGGCAGUGGUUCGUCAAGCAAGGAAAUCAACGAAAUCAACUCCAUCCCUGACUCCAACCCCCUGCACAAACACAGUACGACUAGGGCUCAGCCAAGGGCCCCUAACAAUCUGAAUAACAUCAUCCCCCACCCGAAUCACAUUGACAAGACUACUGACAACUCAGCCAAAAACAAUGUACCUGUGGACGAUUUUUACUACGACUACAACUUCAUCAAAUUCCACGAGGACAUUUCCUACGACUUUGGCUUGGGGAACAACGGUAAAGACUUGGUGGAUGAUCUUGGACCAGAUCCACAACAGGAGCCUAAACCAAGUUCUAGUGCAGAAGAACAUGUUUACAGAGAAACUACAACAGAUCCUCCCACAACUACUACCUCACCCAUUUCUACCACUUUUAAGACGACUCCUUUCAUUAGGGAAGUUGAGGAACCACAAGACCCUAACCUGGACCAUGCAGAGAUUGAUGGAAGACUACAGACGGAGAAACCCAAUGAAGUAGAGCGAGAGGAGGAGGAUUUACUCCUUUCAGAGGACUAUUUUCUACCUGUUUCCACCACACCCUCAGCACCAGUUUUAGAGACCAGGUUAUCACAAAGCUGGAAAGAAACAAACAGUAAUUUUGGUUGGCCUCAUUACCUCAGCACAGCAGCCAGCCCAGUGCCCACUAGCAUGGGAACCACUGAGAACACACAUGGGCCCCAGAGUGAAAAAAAUGAUGAUGAAAACACUGACAUUCAUGUCCAUUUUGAUGUGAAAGACAGCAAUGUUGGUACAACCAUUGAAUGUACCACCACUGCCCCUGUCAGCCAUGACUAUGAAGAUGGCACCGUACCCACAACAAUGGUAGAAGAGGUCAAAGAAGUGGGUGUUUUGGACUACAAUUCCCACCAGGAGACUGCAAUUGGACUACAAUCCCCUGGCUACCAAGAUAAAAAGGAGAGCCCGCUUCCACCCCUGGAUCCACCUUCCCCAGGACCUGUGUUUGAGUUUGAAACAUACGAGGACAGCUUUUUCACCACAACCCUGUCCCAAUGGGAGGCAACCACCUCUCUUCCAUACGAGCCACCAGCCCCAGACUCCACUGGGGAUUACAAUGGCUUUUUCCCUGGUGAACCAGACUUUGAUCAGCAGGACUUUGAAAUUGAGCCCAAAGCUGAUAGCGAAGUCAAUUUAGGGGUCACCGACAGUGACUUCACCGUGACCUCACGUCCUGUGCCUCAGGAGCCACAUCUUCCACCCUCUCCUCCCCUACCUCUUUCCCAUUCACUCUCAGGAAACCAGGAGAACAUCAAACACAGCACAUCAACAACUGGAAGUGACUCUCCUCCUCCUACUCAUCUGGAAGGAGACCCUCAGUCUCCACCUCCGUCAAUGUUAGCAGAGACAAAGCCAGCCACAGCCCAGUUAGAGACAGACAUUUCAGCACAGUCCUCCACGACUGGGCCAACUCCAUCUAAAGGGGCCAAUGCGGGCCCUCCAGUCCCCUCCCCAUACGGGUGGUCAGAGAUUGACUACAAUGAGAUCCUCAUCCCCCCCAUGCUGAGAUCCAGGGGCAUGGACCCUUCCCUCACAUACCAACCCCCAGUGGAUGUCACCACAACCACUCCCCAGGAUGGCACGAAACCCAUGCCCCCCACCCAGUCCUAUGAGCCAGCCGUGCCCCCACCCAGUCCCCUGAGCCAGCCGUGCCCCCACCCAGUCCCCUGAGCCAGCCGUGCCCCCACCCAGUCCCCUGAGCCAGCCGUGCCCCCCCAUUCCCCUGAGCCAGCCGUGCCCCCCACCCAUUCCCCUGAGCCAGCCGUGCCCCCCACCCAGUCCCCUGAGCCAGCCGUGCCCCCCCAUUCCCCUGAGCCAGCCGUGCCCCCCACCCAUUCCCCUGAGCCAGCCAUGCUCACUCUGCCAACCCAUUCUCCCACAACACUCUCGUGGACACCAGAGCCAACCCCAGUGCCAAACCCAGCUUCCACUCCAAACGCCACAGCUUCCUUCUGGAGAGCCGGCAACUGGAGCGCAUGUUCUACUAGCUGUGGUCUGGGGGCCAUCUGGAGGCUGGUGGUCUGCAGCACAGGACUGGAGUCUGACUGUGACCUGACCAAGAGGCCUGUGCCGGCCCGGCGCUGCUACCUCCGACCCUGCUCCUCCUGGAGGAUAGGGAACUGGACCAAGUGUUCCAAGAACUGUGGUGGUGGGGUGACCCUGCGUGAGAUCCAGUGCUUUGACACCAGGGACCAGAGGCCUUUGCGGCCCUUCCACUGUCAGACCGUGUCUACCCGGCCGGUAGCACGCAUACCCUGCCUACCCCAGCCCUGCCUGGACUGGUACUCUUCUUCCUGGGGACAGUGCUCUGAGGUGUGUGGGGGAGGGGAGCAGCAGCGUCUGGUUACCUGUCCAGAAGAGGAUCGCUGUGACGAGGACCAUCUGCCCAGCAACAUCCAGGCCUGUAACAGCCAACCCUGUACCCAAUGGGUCACUGGCUCCUGGGGACAGUGCUCUGCAUCCUGUGGUGGCGGCGUGCAGCGGAGGCUGGUGAAAUGUGUGAACACCAAGACGGAGCCUGAGGAGGAGGAGGAUCAUGCCCAGUGUGACUCUGAGCCCUGGCCAGAAAACAGCCAAAAGUGUAACCUGAAUGAGUGUGACAGCGGCCCUGCUGGGCUCACGUGUCUUCGUGACCGCCUCACGUUCCGUUUCUGUCAGACCCUCCAGUGGCUUGGCCGAUGCCACCUGCCCGCCGUGCGGACACAGUGCUGCAAGACCUGUGGCCGGCGUUCCCGUGGCAACGAGCGCACGUCCCGUCGCUGAGGUCAGCGAUCAAUAUAGGGUGGACACGGUCACCCACACUCUUACACUCUCACACGCACAGACAUGGACACGCACAGACAUGGACACACACAGACAUGGACACACACAGACAUGGACACGCACAGACAUGGACACGCACAGAUAUGGACACGCACAGACAUGGACACACACAGACAUGGACACCCACAGACAUGGACACCCACAGACAUGGACACCCACAGACAUGGACACGCACAGACAUGGACACGCACAGACAUGGACACGCACAGACAUGGACACGCACAGAUAUGGACACGCACAGACAUGGACACACACAGACAUGGACACCCACAGACAUGGACACGCACAGACAUGGACACGCACAGACAUGGACACCCACAGACAUGGACACGCACAGACAUGGACACGCACAGACAUGGACACCCACAGACAUGGACACCCACAGACAUGGACACGCACAGACAUGGACACGCACAGACAUGGACACGCACAGACAUGGACACGCACAGACAUGGACACGCACAGACAUGACAUGGACACGCACAGACAUGACAUGGACACGCACAGACAUGGACACGUACAGACAUGGACACGCACAGACAUGGACACGCACAGACAUGGACACGCACAGACAUGGACACGCACAGACAUGGACACGCACAGACAUGGACACACACAGACAUGGACACGCACAGACAUGGACACGCACAGACAUGGACACACACAGACAUGGACACACACACACACAACACAUACAGAUGAUCAGGUAGCAGCUCUGGACCUGCAAAAUUGCAGCAUCCAUCUUGUCCAUCUGUCGUUGAAGGGUGAAUUGAGCUGGAUACACACACAAUUUAUCAUACAGGUCUAGUGUCAAAUUGGUAGCUACUCUCACCCUGCUGUCCUGGCUGCUGGGUCAGGGCUGCUGGGUCAGAGCUGCAGGGUCAGAUCUUCUCAGUGCUGUUGGGAUAGAGCCACAUUCUGGGUGGUAGGAAAACUAUACCUGAGCUGUGCUUGAUUAGUUUGUCUGGUAUAAUGGAACCAAUGGAAUAGUCCCAAAGGUGCUAAUAGAAUUAUUUCAAGCACUCCUCAAAAAAAUGAUUUUACACAUAGUAGGAUGGGAUUACAUGACACAACACAAAUUCCUCCAAACUGUAUAAUGAAGAACCAUGGCUGUUGCUCUCUCUACUGUUGAGAUAAUGAUGUAUGUGUUUGUUUGCACUUUUCUCUCUGAUGGAUCCAACUGUUAUUCUGUUUUGAUUGUAAGAAAUGGUGCAGCUGGAACACGUGGUUUAGUCAUUUAGUCAUAUGUCUGGUUCAGCCAGUAGCAACGUGGACUGGAACACGUUGUUUAGUCAUAUGUCUGGUUCAGUCAGUAGCAACGUGGACUGUAACACGUUGUUUAGUCAUAUGUCUGGUUCAGACAGUAGCAACGUGGACUGUAACACGUUGUUUAGUCAUAUGUCUGGUUCAGCCAGUAGCAACGUGGACUGGAACACGUGGUUUAGUCAUAUGUCUGGUUCAGCCAGUAGCAACGUGGACUGUAACACGUGGUUUAGUCAUAUGUCUGGUUCAGCCAGUAGCAACGUGGACUGUAACACGUGGUUUAGUCAUAUGUCUGGUUCAGCCAGUAGCAACGUGGACUGUAACACGUGGUUUAGUCAUAUGUCUGGUUCAGCCAGUAGCAACGUGGACUGUAACACGUGGUUUAGUCAUAUGUCUGGUUCAGCCAGUAGCAACGUGGACUGUAACACGUGGUUUAGUCAUAUGUCUGGUUCAGCCAGUAGCAACGUGGACUGUAACACGUUGUUUAGUCAUAUGUCUGGUUCAGCCAGUAGCAAUGUGGACUGUAACACGUUGUUUAGUCAUAUGUCUGGUUCAGCCAGUAGCA
Messenger RNA from Oncorhynchus nerka (sockeye salmon), 7899 nucleotides. Its product is annotated as A disintegrin and metalloproteinase with thrombospondin motifs 7. Gene Ontology annotation, biological process: proteolysis; extracellular matrix organization. Gene Ontology annotation, molecular function: metalloendopeptidase activity. Gene Ontology annotation, cellular component: extracellular matrix. The record is from RefSeq and is a predicted model, not a curated record. NCBI's taxonomy places the organism in Eukaryota, Metazoa, Chordata, Actinopteri, Salmoniformes, Salmonidae.